AUGACUCCUCCAGUUAACGCACCCAACAAGCCUCACUGGAAGAAGCAACUCCAAGUGGCCUGGGUCAACGGAGUUCACAUUCAAACAGAAGUCAGCAUAAAGACCAGUUUCACUUGGACGCCUAGAAGUCUUAACUGCACGGUAAAAGACAAAAGAGACAAAGGCGCAGAGCAGACAAUGAGACACAAGAGAACCAUUCAAGUGGACACGUCAAAUUGCUACUUUACCACAAACUCGGAUACCUUCGAGCAAAAGUAUCGCCACAUUGGGACCCAGCUUUGGGGUCAAGGACCCUCGCUGAUUAAGGAUCUCAAAGAGGAUGUGGACAUCGCCAAGCACACGGUAGCCGCUGUUACAAAUAUCACCCUGGGAUUGAACAUCUGGGACGACAACGAAAAUCUCGUCACCAUGGACUUGGAGUUAGAUGACCCCGAAUCAGUGGAACGAACAAAGGAAGACUUGGAAAACCGAGUGUUCUUCUACCUGUACACCAGGGAAAACCCAAAGGACUUUGAACAAUUGAAAGUCGACGACAUCGACAUGUUGAAGAGGAGCAAGUUUGACGCGAGCAAACCAACGAAAUUCAUCACCCACGGAUGGAUCAACUCUUACAUGAGCAAAGCUUGCGUCGCCAUUCGUGAUGCUUUCCUCCAACACGGGGACUACAAUGUCAUCGUUGUUGACUGGUCAAGAAUAUCCAGCAAGCCAUAUCUUUGGGCAACCAGAAGAGUCGUAAUGAUCGGACAAUUAGUCGCCCGCAUGAUCGAUUUCCUCGUGUCGCAAGGACUGGAGCCAUCCAAGGUGACCGCCGUCGGCCACUCUCUUGGAGCCCACGUCGCUGGAUUGUCAGGCUACUACUCGGAGAACAAGAUAGAAUACAUUGUUGGCUUGGACCCAGCUCUCCCUCUCUUCCUUUUCAGCGGCGCUGGCGCCAGGAUCACCAGCGACGACGCCAGAUACGUGGAGAUCAUCCACACGAACGGCGGCGAGCUCGGUUUCGUCGCCGCAAUAGGUGACUCCGACUUCUACCCUAACGGUGGUAGCAUUCAAACAGGUUGCCCGUUAGGUGUCGUUGGCGCGUGCUCUCACUUACACGCGGUUGAGUACUUCGCCGAGUCCAUCAACAGUAAGACUGGUUUCUGGGCUGUGAGCUGCACCAACUUCAAAGACUUCGUGCUGGGUAAAUGCAACUCCCAGCCUAAAGCUCUCAUGGGUGGAGUCGAACCGAAAUUCGACGUCAUGGGCAUCUACUACCUGCGUACGCACAAGACAGGCCCAUUCGCUAUGGGAUUAUAA
Hylaeus anthracinus is the source of this 1296-nucleotide messenger RNA. RefSeq names its product pancreatic triacylglycerol lipase-like. Lineage: Eukaryota; Metazoa; Arthropoda; Insecta; Hymenoptera; Colletidae. The transcript is spliced from 5 exons. Gene Ontology annotation, biological process: lipid metabolic process. The coding region runs from base 1 to 1296 and encodes 431 amino acids. Gene Ontology annotation, molecular function: lipase activity. The record is from RefSeq and is a predicted model, not a curated record.